This is a messenger RNA of Vitis riparia (riverbank grape), 1149 nucleotides long. RefSeq names its product ankyrin repeat-containing protein ITN1-like. The record is from RefSeq and is a predicted model, not a curated record. Gene Ontology annotation, molecular function: protein phosphatase regulator activity; protein phosphatase 1 binding. The transcript is spliced from 3 exons. Bases 1 to 1149 code for a protein of 382 amino acids. Gene Ontology annotation, cellular component: plasma membrane. Lineage: Eukaryota; Viridiplantae; Streptophyta; Magnoliopsida; Vitales; Vitaceae.
AUGACAAAGAAGAUACUGGAAUGGAAACCUGCUUUAACUAAAGAAUUGGAUAAAAAUGGGUGGUCUCCCCUUCACUUUGCUGCAUAUGUGGGUUGUCAUCCAAAAAUGGUGAGGCAAUUGCUAGAGGAAUGUGACAGCAGAGUUGUCCACCUAGGCGUCAAAGACCAUGGAAACAAGACAGUUCUUCACAUUGCAGCAAGCCGAGGCCAUGCAGGCGUAGUGAAAGAGCUGGCGUCACACUUUCCAGAUUUUUGCGAGAAAGUUGAUGAUGAGGGCAAUAAUGUUCUUCAUUUUAUAAUGCCAAAUAAAAUAUUUAUAACUUCGGGUUUGUCAAAUAUUCCCCCGUUAAGGAUGAGAGGACUCAUGAACGAGAAGAAUGCUGAAGGAAAGACGCCCCUCUACCUGUUUCACAAUUCUCCCUUGUCUAAAGAUGUCGACUACUUCCCACCUCCGGAGAGGAUGUUCACGUGGAUAUUGGACACCUUCAGACGGAGUCCAAGUUUCAGAGUUGGGAUCAGACCCUUGGGUUCGCUAGAGGUCAAGAAAGACAUGGAUAGCAGCGAAUGCAAAGGAAGCGAAGAAAUAUCUGAAAGCAAAGAAAGUGAAGAAAGUAAAGAAAUAUCUGAAAUUAAGAAAACAAUGAAAAGCCAUAUGAUAGUGGCGGCACUCAUAGCAACUGUAACCUUCACGGCAGGUUUCACACUUUCUGGUGGUUACAUUCCGGACAAGGGCGUUACCCAGGGCAUGGCAGUCUUAUCGCUCCCAACAGAUGGCACCCUGGGCAAGGACGGAGACAUGGCAAGUGCAGCAACGGAAAAUUUCAGAAAUUUUGUCAUGGAAGAUAGCAUAGCCAUGGUACUUUCUAUGUGUGCAAUUGGUAUUUACUUCCUUGCCUCUUUCCCCAUAGAAAAUAAGAAGACCGUCCACGCAUACUUAUUGUACGGCUAUGUUCUCACCUUGGCUGCGAUGGCUGUAAUGGUGACAGCAUUCGUUGACGGGCUGCAAGCUGUGCUACAUCCUUCUUCAUCGCUUGAAGUUACCACCAAAUACAUGAUUGUAGUCUUCUUGCUUUUCCUUUUUGUUCCAGCUUUUCCUUUAUUGGUAACCAUCAGUCGGGAUUUUGCAUGGAAAAAAUUUGUGAGUCUUUGA